AUGCCUCAGGUGUCGGCCGCGCGGUUCAUCAUUGAGCUUACUCGGAAGACGAAACGGACUGUGCUCUGCUCGGAGGGCACCGAAACUGGACCAUGCGAGAACACUCUCAUUGCCCUCAACCAUCCCUUCGUCGUUCCUGAUGGUCGCUUCCGCGAGCAAUACAGGGGCUUCAUCAAGUCCGAGCUCUUCGAUACAAUUAAGAACACGCUCGAAAACUUCAUGGGCGAGAUCCAGAACUUUGGCUUCGUUUCCAACGGUAGCCGCAUCUACUACCUUAACCACUCUCAGCCGCCCUUGUUCAUUCACCUCGAUCUAUUCCGCCGCGACGUUCUGCCCGCCAGGACUCCGAAUGGGAUCAUCCCAGACGAGCUGCUCUCGUCCUCUCAGAACGCAUUUGGGUUCGUCGCGGCGCUCAACAUGGUCCUCAACCGUACCAACGGUACCUUCCCUGGAUGUCCCCCAACGUGUGGCCCCUACCAUGUGGCCCCUACACCAGUACAUCGCGCUCGAGGCCCUCCCCGCGCUCCCUUCAACUAUCACAAGCAACCCGCUCCCGACUCCCAACAUACCCAGUCUACGCUCGACCUCAUUCCAUCAGGCCAGAUUGGCGUCUCCGAGGACGCGCUUCUUGCGCAGGCUAUCGCCCCUGGAAAGAAUGCUAGCUCGUCGGGCCCAUCUGCCGAUGUCAGCAAGCUUGACGGCACGGUAGUCGGAGGGGGUAACAAGACCGACGGCGAGGGAUGGGCGGCGACUCUCCGGAGAGAGCUGGCAAAUUGCUACGUCGCUAGCGCGCUAUGCAGCUGGAACGCGACGGGCGGAGAGACCCAGACUAGUUUCAACACCGGUUACGAGAAGCUCUCCUUUUCGGACAUCGAUUCCACGGGCCGUGGUGGCGAGUACACCGUCCAGGCGGGCUUCGGCCGGACGAACGGCGCAAUCCUCUGGGUUGCGAGCAUCUUCAACGACAAGCUUGCCGCACUGAAAUGCCCUGAUGUCCUCCAGAGCGCUGCGGCAACGUCGGGCCCAACCUCUACUGGUAGAAGCGGAAGUAACGCCGCGUCGAGCGCGCGCGCUCCUGCUGCCUUCGUCGCCGCCUUCGCACUGUUUGCUGCGUUGGCGAUGCUUUGA
Dichomitus squalens LYAD-421 SS1 is the source of this 1128-nucleotide messenger RNA. RefSeq lists its product as uncharacterized. NCBI's taxonomy places the organism in Eukaryota, Fungi, Basidiomycota, Agaricomycetes, Polyporales, Polyporaceae. Gene Ontology annotation, molecular function: alpha,alpha-trehalase activity. The transcript is spliced from 7 exons. Gene Ontology annotation, biological process: trehalose catabolic process. The record is from RefSeq and is a predicted model, not a curated record. The coding region runs from base 1 to 1128 and encodes 375 amino acids.